UUCAAUAGGCCGCUUUAUUCAUUACGCCACCAGUACUCUUUCUCACUCUCAACUCCCACCCCAUCUUUGUCUCGUGAACCCGUCCUUUUCCCGCCUAUUAAACAAAGCCUUCCAAAUGCAGAUGCAAAUGCUUUCUCUAUCUCCCCGCAACUCUUUACCUCUUUCCUCAUCAAUCUCUGCAUUCUCCGGCUGUAAUAGCCGGAAAAUCGUCUUCGGUUCGCUUGCUUUUCCACAUUCCGAUAUCAAUUCGUUUCCGAUCUCGCACGGAAUCAAAUUGGCGUCGCCUAUGAUGACUUCGAAUUGUGUGCUCCCUAAUCAAGCACAGAUUGCUGAUUUAGGAGUUGAGGACUCAGACCUCGACAAAUUCGCAGCUGUUAGUAACAAAAUUGCUGAUGCUGCUGGUGAAGUCAUUCGCAAAUACUUCCGGAAGAGCUUCGAUAUUCUCGAUAAAGAAGAUUUAAGUCCGGUGACAAUUGCUGAUCAAGCGGCGGAGGAAUCCAUGGUGAAGAUAAUUCAAGAGAAUUUCCCUUCCCAUGCAAUUUAUGGAGAGGAGAAGGGAUGGAGGUGUCAAGAGGAAACUGCAGAGUAUGUUUGGGUUUUAGAUCCAAUUGAUGGUACUAAGAGUUUCAUUACAGGGAAACCUGUGUUUGGCACUCUUAUUGCUCUGUUGUACAAAGGUAAACCGAUUCUUGGCGUUAUUGACCAGCCUGUACUGAGAGAGAGGUGGAUUGGUUUAAGUGGGCGACGAACUACCUUGAAUGGGCAAGAAAUAUCCACACGCAACUGUUCAAGUCUUUCAAAAGCCUACAUGUACACUACUAGCCCACAUUUGUUCGAAGGGGAUGCUGAGAUUGCCUUUGCUCGUGUUAGAAGCAAGGUGAAAGUUCCACUGUACGGAUGUGACUGCUAUGCUUAUGCCCUAUUGGCUUCUGGAUUUGUGGAUCUUGUAAUAGAGUCUGGUCUUAAGCCGUACGACUUCCUCUCACUUGUACCAGUAAUAGAAGGUGCUGGAGGAACAAUAACCGACUGGAAAGGACAACAUUUUAAUUGGAAAGCUUCUGCUGGUUCACCAGCCACAAGUUUUAACGUAGUGGCAGCCGGUGAUAAACAAGUUCACCAACAAGCUUUGGAUGCAUUGCAGUGGCACUAGAGGCUGCUGUGUUUCACUGUGUUGGCUCAAGUCGCCUUUGGCAAAUAUCAUAGUUAUUGAUUACUUUGCUGCUGAGUCUCUACAUCAAUUUUAAAUUUUGAAUUGAAUUAUGGUGGUACUCUGUUGUUAGUUAUUUAAUCAGAAUGACUACUUGUUAUUUUACAACAAAAUAUAAAAUUGGAAGAGAACAC
Solanum stenotomum is the source of this 1341-nucleotide messenger RNA. RefSeq names its product bifunctional phosphatase IMPL2, chloroplastic. NCBI's taxonomy places the organism in Eukaryota, Viridiplantae, Streptophyta, Magnoliopsida, Solanales, Solanaceae. The transcript is spliced from 9 exons. Bases 116 to 1150 code for a protein of 344 amino acids. The record is from RefSeq and is a predicted model, not a curated record. Gene Ontology annotation, molecular function: histidinol-phosphatase activity. Gene Ontology annotation, biological process: L-histidine biosynthetic process.